AUGUCUUUCGUCCAGCGCCGCAUGUUCUCCGCCUCGGCGAGAAGCCUCUCCAAGGUCACCGUCCUCGGUGCCGCCGGUGGUAUUGGCCAGCCCCUCUCCCUGCUCAUGAAGCUCAACCCCAGAGUCACUGAGCUCGCCCUCUACGACAUCCGCGGAGGCCCUGGUGUCGCUGCCGACAUCUCCCACGUCAACACAAAGUCCGUCGUCAAGGGCUACGACCCCACCGCCACCGGCCUCGCCAGCGCCCUCAAGGGCGCCGAGGUCGUCCUCAUCCCCGCCGGCGUCCCCCGCAAGCCCGGCAUGACCCGCGACGACCUCUUCAACACAAACGCCUCCAUCGUCCGCGACCUCGCAAAGGCCUGCGCCGAGUCCUGCCCCGACGCCAACAUCCUCGUCAUCUCCAACCCCGUCAACUCCACCGUCCCCAUCGUCUCCGAGGUCUUCAAGGCCCGCGGCGUCUACAACCCCAAGCGCCUCUUUGGCGUCACCACCCUCGACGUCGUCCGUGCCUCCCGCUUCGUCUCCGAGAUCAAGUCCACCGACCCCAAGGACGAGAACAUCACCGUCGUCGGCGGCCACUCUGGCGUCACCAUCGUGCCCCUCUUCUCCCAGUCCAACCACCCCGACCUGUCCUCCAACGCCGAGCUCGUCAACCGCGUCCAGUUUGGCGGUGACGAGGUCGUCAAGGCCAAGGAUGGUGCCGGCUCCGCCACCCUCUCCAUGGCCUUUGCUGGCGCCCGCAUGGCCGAGUCCCUCCUCCGCGCCGCCCAGGGUGAGAAGGGCAUCGUCGAGCCGACCUUUGUCGACUCCCCUCUCUACAAGGACCAGGGCAUCGACUUCUUCUCGUCAAAGGUCGAGCUCGGCCCCAAUGGCGUCGAGAAGAUCCUGCCCAUCGGUGAGGUCGACGCCGCCGAGGAGAAGCUCCUCGAGGCCUGCUUCAACGACCUCAAGAAGAACAUCGCCAAGGGUGUCGCUUUCGUCGCCCAGAACCCCCCCAAAUAA
This is a messenger RNA of Colletotrichum orchidophilum, 1002 nucleotides long. Its product is annotated as malate dehydrogenase. Gene Ontology annotation, molecular function: L-malate dehydrogenase (NAD+) activity. The record is from RefSeq and is a predicted model, not a curated record. Gene Ontology annotation, biological process: tricarboxylic acid cycle; malate metabolic process. The transcript has 3 exons. NCBI's taxonomy places the organism in Eukaryota, Fungi, Ascomycota, Sordariomycetes, Glomerellales, Glomerellaceae. Gene Ontology annotation, cellular component: cytoplasm; mitochondrion. The coding region runs from base 1 to 1002 and encodes 333 amino acids.